Messenger RNA from Charadrius vociferus (killdeer), 345 nucleotides. Its product is annotated as Sjoegren syndrome nuclear autoantigen 1 homolog. Gene Ontology annotation, cellular component: centrosome; ciliary basal body. The transcript has a single exon. The record is from RefSeq and is a predicted model, not a curated record. Lineage: Eukaryota; Metazoa; Chordata; Aves; Charadriiformes; Charadriidae. Bases 1 to 345 code for a protein of 114 amino acids.
AUGACUCAGCAGGGAGCUGUUCUUCAGGGUUACAAUAAUGAGCUAGUGAAAUGCAUUGAAGACUUGUGUAUGCAAAAAGAAGAGCUGAACAAACAAAUCCAGCAAGCAGAAGAGGAAAAAAAUAAACUCCAGCAUGAAAUCCAAGUCCUGAGUGAACAACUGGAGUGUGUAUGUGAAAACCUGGCCCAAAAGGUAGCAUCACGGAAUGAGCUUGAUAAAAUUCUUGCUGAAACUGAAGCUGCUUACAUGAAGAUUUUGGAUAGUUCUAGAACUUUGCUUAAUGUUCUGAAGAAGGAAGUGGGAAGCUUAAAGCAUAUGCCAGAACUGAAAACCAAUGUAACGUGA